UCAACCUAAUCCUACUAGUGACGGACAAAGAAGAGUGCAAAUUGGUUAUCUUCAACAUGUCAAUGGACACAACUCUUGAUAUUGACCUUAACAUCAAUCCCAAGCAAAACUCGAGCAAAACUCCACAUGUGGAGUUUGAAAAGGAUUCUGUGGGUGAAAGCAAGUCAACAAUGAAAGACGAGCCUGUUCAUUUUUUGAUCCAGCAGUUAAAUAGAUUGAAAUUUGAGAAUAAGAAGCUGAUAGAAUUGCUCAAUAUUAUCCAAGGAAAUUACUAUGAUUUGAUGCAAAAGUGCUCAGGAGAUGAACCCUUGAAAACAGGAAAGAGAAAGGCCCACUAUGCAGAAAAUUGUGACAAUUUUGUUGGAAAAAAUGGAAUCACUUGUAGCUGCUUUGAUGACGGGUCAACUGGGACUCCAAAAGAAAUUGUGUCAAAUGUUUCAAAGGUUUAUGUGCGCAUUGACCCUUCUGAUAUGAGCCUUGUAGUAAAGGAUGGAUAUCAAUGGAGAAAAUAUGGACAAAAGGUGACUAGAGACAAUCCAUCUCCUAGAGCCUACUAUAAGUGCUCCUUUGCCCCAGCUUGCCCGGUCAAGAAGAAGGUGCAAAAAAGUGUGGAUGAUCCAUCACUUUUACUAGCCACUUACGAAGGCAAACACAACCACAAGAGUCCUUCUGAAGAUGAAAUUUCAAUAGAAUUAUCAAAGGGUGUAACUGAAAUUUCAUCCUCCAGCUCUAUCUCUAUAUCAAUGGUUGAACAAAUGGCUUCAACUUUAACGAGAAAUCCCAGUUUCAUAGCAGCACUAGCAGCAGCUAUUACAGGGAGGAUUUUAGAUCAUGAAAUGGAAAAAAAUUGAUGCAAGAAAGGAUUUCAGUCUUUAUUGUCAUCUGGGUUCAUUUUGGAAUUUGAAGUGUAGCCAAAAAUUGUUGAAUUUGUAAUUUUGGUUAUUUACAAUGGACACGAUGUUUGUACUAAGAAUUUUGCUAUUUGUACAUUAAUUUUUAACACUUUAGUUGAUACU
Messenger RNA from Olea europaea var. sylvestris, 1016 nucleotides. Its product is annotated as probable WRKY transcription factor 60. The record is from RefSeq and is a predicted model, not a curated record. Gene Ontology annotation, biological process: regulation of DNA-templated transcription. The transcript is spliced from 5 exons. NCBI's taxonomy places the organism in Eukaryota, Viridiplantae, Streptophyta, Magnoliopsida, Lamiales, Oleaceae. Gene Ontology annotation, molecular function: DNA-binding transcription factor activity; sequence-specific DNA binding. Bases 57 to 851 code for a protein of 264 amino acids.